Molecule: messenger RNA, 2425 nt
Organism: Ostrea edulis (European flat oyster)
Lineage: Eukaryota; Metazoa; Mollusca; Bivalvia; Ostreida; Ostreidae
Exons: 7
Coding region: 545-2017 (490 amino acids)
Biological process (GO): protein modification process
Cellular component (GO): cytoplasm
Molecular function (GO): biotin--[biotin carboxyl-carrier protein] ligase activity
Source: RefSeq, a predicted model, not a curated record
UGUAACUGUUGAAAAGGGCUUGAGGGGAAAUUUUUUUAUACGGAAUAUGUACAACGCGACCUUACGGUCUUGCCUUAUUGUUGCGUAAACUAAAAACCCAUACAGAAGGCUAGUAAUGUAUGUAGCCUACAUAAUUUAGUGCCGUUUCUAAAUAAUCAUCUAAUCCUGCGUGCUGGAUACCUUGUUUAUUGUGUCCAAUUCUAGAUCCACCAUAAUUUUCAUCUUUGAAGUAUUAUCGCGUGAUCUGUCAGGUGGUUCUACAGAAGUUAUCGUCAACAGUUCACGUGACUACGGACGAAGACAACUUUUUGACCUGGACUGGUCAGAUCAGGUAGGCCCCUAGCUAAUGUAUGGGCAUGUGCAGGAAACGUAAAUGCGAAUACAUGUACUUGAUGAUUUACUGGUCUUGAUGUUAGUUGUGACGAUUUUGUAGCUUUCCUCGAUAACUCAUCGCAAGUCAGGGCAACAAUGCAUAGGCCUAACUAGGAUAUCGGCUGACCUGCACGCACUCAUAUAACCUACUUUCAUUUUCGAAUUCUGCGCGAUGCAAAAUUUCAACUGCGGCGAAUUUACGACGCUAUUGACAAAUGCAUUUGUGGGAAGAAAAUUAAUUUACAAGGAUGUCACAGAUACAACAAUGGAUGAUGCCAAAUAUGGAGGAAUUCAAGGUGCACCCUCAGGAACCAUAUACCUGACAGAAAUACAAAACAAAGCCCGAGGAACAAAAGACCACAAGUGGGAUGCUCUGAACAGAGGGAACCUCUACCUGUCCAUUGUCAUUCACAGGCCUCCUCCAGUUACUGAAAAUUCGUUUGUGGAGAGGUUUGAUGUAGAGGUGACAGGAGCCAUGUCUUUAUUGUGUACUCUACAUGAUAUGUCCAUUACUGGAGCAUGUGUAAAGUGGCCGAAUGAUGUCUGGGUUAGGGGCCAUAAACUGGCUGGUUUCCUGGCAGAACAUGGAGGUAUAUUACCAGAUUCCCAAAAUGAUUCACACCUGUUUGUGCUUGGAAUGGGGAUCAAUGUAAACUCGGACAUGCGACGUCAUCCGGACCUCGUUGGAAUUGCCACCAGCAUUCGCUGUGAGAAUGGAGGGGCUGUGGUCAGCCGAGAGAGGGUCCUGGCAGACGUCUGCAACAAGCUGGAGUACUACCUUAGUCUCAGUCAUGGAGACCUUUACACCGAGGCAUGCAAAUUUCAAAUGUUCAAGAAAGGUCAUCCAGUCCGAGUUCACCAUGUGAUUGAUGGCAUAAUGUUUCCAGCUACAUUCGAAGGAAUGGAGGAAGAUUGGAGCAUUUUUGUGAAAGAUAAAAAUGGAAAACCGAUACGAGGCAAGUCUAGUGACUAUUCCUUACGAUCUUUGCCAAACAGCUUCAUCUAUGUGUACAGUGGGAGACUCACAAUUCCCUGGAAGGCUCGUCUUAUUCUGAAUUCUCUCAAGUCUGUGGUGGACACCUCCAGAUUUUCUGUGGAUGCACUAAAUGACGAGAAAUUGAAGGAUGGAGCUUGGAGAAGAGAUGCUGUGGUGGUUGUAAUGGGAGAACUGACUUCCGGAAUUGUGGACAGUGUGGGAAACUUUACAACAGUGCAGGAAUUCACCCAGUCUGGGGGUGCAGUGAUACUCAUCAAAACCAAAGCAGAUCAGAUCUUUCCUAACUUAACUGUACCAACUCGCACAAUGGAACAAAGCAACAAUUUUUUUCAAGUAUGUUAUUCAGAGGAUAAAAGGUUUACCAUUAUAGCCUCCGGAAGUGAAUUGACCUACGACCCUGAUGCCAAGUCUGAAGUGAUAGGGUAUUAUGACAGACAGGAAAAUGGUUCCCCCUCUGCUGUUCUUGUGCCGGUUGAUGCUGGUAAAUGUGCCAUUUUGGGAUUUGACAUUGAAAUUACUUAUAAUGAUAUUGAUAUAGUGCCAAACAUCACUGAGCCAGAAAAACUAUUUGAUCCGUUAUCUAAAACCGUUGUUACUAGAGAUGAAUAUUUUAAUUAUGUUCUAUCAAAACUGCUCAAUUAUCGUUAAUGUGAGCUGCAUUAUCUUGAAUCCAAUAGAAAGGAUGGCCAAGAAUGGUGCUGUUAUUCAUGUACUGCAAGUACUCAGGUGAUGCCAUAUGCAAUAUGAACUGUUGAUUUUGUAGAUGAAUAAACAUGUUUGACUGCAGGUACUGGCUCAAUGAAUUUAUUUUGUAUGUAAAACUGUAGUAGACACGAUUACCUACACAAGAUGAUGUAGAUUGUUUUAUUUUAUCAAUACUACAUAUCUUUUGAUGUGUCCAGUUUUGUAUUUACCUGUAGUUGUGAUAAUUUUAAUUUACCUGUAGUUGUGAUAAUUUUAUCAGUCAGAUAGAGGACAAACAAGAUGCACGGUGCUAGUUUAUUGUACGCAAGUUGAUAAGUCUUUAUUUUUGUUGAUGAAUAAAUUGUCAAAGAU